AUGAGUAUGCAAGCCGUAAAAUCCGCUCUGUCGACCAGCUCUUCGGUGUACCAGAAGAUGCAGGAGUCUCUUACAACGCUCCUCUCCCUAACCCGCCGUCCUCCUGCUGAUGAGAAAUCGGACUCAACGGCUACUCCUGGUGCCACUUCCUUCGGAAGUACUGCCGUCGGUCUCUCCCAACUUCUCUCGCAGUACCAAUCGGCUUCUGUGAUUGCAUUCCCAAAGUUCCAGAGUUUCAUCGACGGAGCGGUUUCCCAGGCUCAAGAGCUUCUCACUGAAAUUCGCCAGAAUGGUCCGACGGAAUUAGUUGUGGAGCAGUUGAAUGCCCUCACGCGAGGUCUGCACAGUACUCUCCUCUCUCUCAAUACCACUAGGACUGCUUGGUUCCAGGACCUGUUCUCUAAAAACAGCGAGGAGGCGGAGGAGAGGUCUCCUGCAGAACUCUCAUCGAUAUCUGCACAGCCUUCGUCGGCUGCUGUUACUACUGCCGAGCGUGAUCUGAAGGAAUCGCAACCUGUCGGACCUAAGCUUCCUACUGAUGCAAAGAAGGAGGAGGAGCAGUUAAUUGAAAAGCCUGGGUCUAGAAAAAAGGUAACACCGGGGGCAGCUGAGUCGCACGAGAUCCCUAAUCAGGCAACCCUAUCUGAUGAUACGUGCAAGACAAGUGAGGACGCCGGAAAGGAUUCUGCAACUCUGGAUCAUGUGAGCCGUGUUUUUUUAGAAUUGAGCUACAAUUCUUCGAUGCACCUUGAGCACAGUAUGGUGUCAUUUUCGGCUGACGUCGGGUGA
Dibothriocephalus latus is the source of this 789-nucleotide messenger RNA. Lineage: Eukaryota; Metazoa; Platyhelminthes; Cestoda; Diphyllobothriidea; Diphyllobothriidae. The record is from the annotation of a GenBank genome assembly.